This is a messenger RNA of Penicillium roqueforti, 906 nucleotides long. RefSeq lists its product as uncharacterized. The record is from RefSeq and is a predicted model, not a curated record. The coding region runs from base 1 to 906 and encodes 301 amino acids. The transcript has 4 exons. NCBI's taxonomy places the organism in Eukaryota, Fungi, Ascomycota, Eurotiomycetes, Eurotiales, Aspergillaceae. Gene Ontology annotation, molecular function: peroxidase activity.
AUGAAUCUUGUCGCCAUUAUCUGUUUGUGGCUUACCGUUGUCUACUGCUAUCCCGGCGGAUUUGACUGGGACCAAGCUGCUAGAUAUCACCAGCAGCAAGUCCUUCGUGAUGACAAUGACCGAGGGUUUGGCUUGAACGAGCCGUUCGUCCCAAUUCCCGCUCAUAUUCUCCCCGAGAAGCAGCCCUUCAUCAUUGACGGAUCCAUUCAUUUCUACGAAAAGCAUCUCAAUGGCUCCGGCCCAGAUGGGAGCUACCGUCGCUCAUCUUGUCCGGCCGUGAAUUCGUUGGCAAACCGCGGAUAUAUCAAUCGGUCCGGAAGAAAUAUCACUUAUGCUGAGCUAGCGCACGCAGUUCGCCGAGUGUGGAACUUCGGGGAUGACAAUGAUGACCAUGUUCAAUACGUGAUUAAUUGCCCGGCCGCACCAACCCGCAAUGACCGCGCAGUGGGUGACAACAUUAACAUCAACAUGACUCUCUUCGAGUCCCUGUUGUCCUUCUCCAAGGAUGGCGAAACCUUGUCCCUAGAGGAUAUGGCGGAGCACCAUCACCUACGCCACAACCAAAGUAAAAUCGAGAACCCGGACUUCAUCUUUGGCAAUCAAGGAGCAAUUUGCUCACUUGCCCAAUACACAAAUAUGGUCGGGGUUCUCGGCAAGUUUGGUAAACAUGGCCGAACCACCCUAUUCAUUGACGAUGUCAAGACUUUCUAUCUUGACGAGGAUAUUCCUCGGAACUAUGAGCGCAGAGAAGCACCCCAUUAUUCUCCCGAGUCAAAUGCAAUGAUUGACCGCAUGGCGCAUCAUGUUGGCUACACUAUUCAACGACCGUUCCCGGAGGGGGAUCAGAAUCCCGGUGUGGACAUUUGUCCGAUGAAGGCGCGAUUCCAGCACGAGGAUUGUAGCUAG